AUGUCCGUAAUCUUGGACCCCCGAAGUGAAAGCUAUAAGAGAUUCAAACUGUAUGAUUACUUCGACGGAGGACUUGAUUCAGAGGAAGUUGUGCAAGCGUUGUCUUCCGAUUUCCCAGCAAUGACCACGCAGGAAGUGGAGGCGUGGUUUGCUCGUUUUAAAGCCGGAAACAUGGAGAUCGGUGAAAAUAUUAGCAUCAACGUUGAAGGAAUCGUCGUCGAUCGAUCUGUGAGACUCAAGCGAGGACUUGAGAGUGCAGAGCAGGCGGAUGGUGAGCCACCGGCAAGAAUGAACCCCAUUUCUCCAAUUGUGCCAAAUAGAGAGGUGGAUGAAGAGGGCGGUACGCAUCAACAUCCGAAAGGAAAUGGGGAUGGAGUCACUAACCAAGCUGUUGCUCAACAACAUCAAGCAGCUCCUCACGAUGUGCCAGCGGUUGCAGUCAACCAGAAUCCCGCCAAUCGAGGAAUUCUGCAAAUUGAAGACUCCAUUAUUCAACCUGAAAUGCUUCCAGUAAACCUGACCGAACAAAGAAAAAAGAUCGAGACGGUGGCCGAAAAGUUGGCGGCUUUGGAUUCUGGUCCAAAAACCGGUAGCACUCAUCUUCGAAUUAUGGCAGAGCCAGUAAAGCCAAUAUAUGAGAAAAAGUGGUUCACACCUGAAGAAACAGCCGAUUGGGUUGAGCAAAGUUGUCCUCAUCGAAAAGAUAUCAAUGCUGAACGGCUUGUGAAAGAAGGGCUCAAUGGAACACUUCUUGAAGACUUCGUCAUCAAACCAGCUCGCGUUGAUCUCAUGAAGCUGCUCAAUUUGAAUUAUACUGAGCAUUGGUUACUCGCUCGGCAAGCCUCAUUCCUUGUGAACCGAAGUAACCGGUUCACCUAUCCAGAGAGAGUCAGAGAUUAUCAACGAGACCUCGAGAUUUGGAAAAAACAAAAUUCUCAAUACAAAGGAGGAGAGGAGGAAAAGGGCGAGAAAGAGAUGGAGCACGGAGCUGGUACAUUGGAAAGAGGGUUGAUGAGAGGAGCUAAAACGAGUGAAGAUGAUGAUUAUGAAGGAACUGCAGCUGAAAAAAUUGAAAAAAGAAAAAAGUACAUGGCAAAGGUCGAAAGGUUCAUGGCUAUAGAAUUCGGUUCAAAAUACGGAGGCUCUCUUCGUCGAAUCAUGGCAGAGCCCGUAAGGCCAAUAUAUGAGAAGAAGUUGUUCACAGAAGGUUACGAAUUCGAAGAGCCAGAAAGGUACAAAGAAGAUGUUUCGGAAUGGACGCCUGAAGAUACAGUCAAUUGGAUUCAUCUAAUUUGUCCUCAUCGGUGGGAUAUCGAUGAAGAAAGGAUUGUGAAAGAAGGACUCAGUGGGAAACUCGUUCAGGAGUUUGUCGCUAGGCCGGCCCGCGUCGCAAAGCUGCUCGAUUUGAAUUAUACAGAGCACAUGCUACUGGCUCGGCAAGCCGCUGUCCUUUUGAACCGCAGCAAUCGGAUGACCUAUUCAGAGAGAGUCCGAGAUUAUUAUAGAGACCUUGAUAUUUGGAAAAAACAAAAUUCCUAA
Messenger RNA from Caenorhabditis briggsae, 1539 nucleotides. NCBI's taxonomy places the organism in Eukaryota, Metazoa, Nematoda, Chromadorea, Rhabditida, Rhabditidae. Bases 1 to 1539 code for a protein of 512 amino acids. The transcript is spliced from 8 exons. The record is from RefSeq and is a predicted model, not a curated record.